Messenger RNA from Racocetra persica, 256 nucleotides. Lineage: Eukaryota; Fungi; Glomeromycota; Glomeromycetes; Diversisporales; Gigasporaceae. The record is from the annotation of a GenBank genome assembly.
GUUGACAACACAACACUUUUUUAUGAGAGAGAUAAUAAUGGUAUAAAUAAACAAGCAUUUGAGAUAUCAAAAAAUGAUAAUAUUUGUAAAAAGAUUAACGAAAUUAUUCGAAAAAAUACGAAACAGAAAGGUUUUGUGGUGGUAGGUUGUGAUUCAACAACUGAUAUUCUUCCUGAUGCUAAAAUUAAAUUUUAUUUAACAGCUAAUUUUGAAACACGUAAUGAUCAUCGACAAAAACAAUUUAAUAUGAUAUGUG